GCCCCUGCGGCGGAUCACACUUCCCCACGGGGGAGGGCGGCUCCUCCACUCGUGCGGAGAGAGGGUGAGACACUGGUGAGGCAGCAGGACAAGAGGGGAGAAGAAGAAGUCUCACACCGGACUCAAACCGAGGGGAAGCGAUAAUCUGGUGCGUCUGAGACCCGUGCUGUGGAAUGACCAAUCACCCACCACAGGCUAACGGCAUGCAGAGUCAGAAAGAGCACCUGUACAAGGUGCUGGUGAUCGGGGACCUCGGGGUGGGGAAGACCUCCAUCAUCAGGCGCUACGUGCACCAGUCCUACUCCAACAACUACCGGGCAACCAUCGGAGUGGACUUCGCCCUGAAGGUGCUGAACUGGGACUCGGAGACUGUGCGGCUCCAGCUGUGGGACAUCGCAGGUCAGGAACGCUUUGGAAACAUGACCCGAGUGUACUACCGUGAAGCCAUGGGAGCCUUCAUAGUGUGCGACGUGACGCGGCCCACGACCUUCGAGGCCGUCAUCAAGUGGAAAGAGGACCUGGACUCCAAACUGAGGCUGGAUAACGGACAGAGCAUCGCCACUGUGCUGCUGGCCAACAAGUGUGACCAGGGCAGAGAGUUGAACAACAGCGGCAUCAAAAUGGACCAGUUCUGCAAGGACCACGGCUUCGUCGGGUGGUUCGAGACCUCAGCCAAGGAUAAUCUCAACAUCAGUGAAGCUGCAAACUUCCUGGUCAAGCACAUCAUGGCCACAGAGAAUGAAAUCAUGAAAACGCUGGUAGCGGACACCGUCUCGCCGCAGUUCGACCACGACAGAAAGACGAGCUGCUCCGGCUGCUUCAAAUAACGAGAGGAGAGGGAGGGUGUGAUGGUGGGACGGGGCAGAGCAGAGUCACAGGAGGACAAAGAGGAACGCUCACACCACACGGCCCUCGAAGGACGCCUGAGUACCCACAGUGCAGUUCUGCUUCUCUGGUCCGAGUUGAACAUUGUUGUUUGCUGCAGUUUUACUCUCUGCAGUAAACCGGAGCUGAAGGGACAUGGACUCAGGAGCUGGACAUUGUUAGGGGAGUUUUUGGCAACUCAUGGUUCUGUGUGUGACUUCAGUCGCUCUUUGGUAUUGAUGUAUGAGAUUAUUUGAAGUAUUACAUAACGUCAGCCUCGCUGUUUGGGGACUGUUCCUUUUAGCUGGUUGAGAUACAUUUCUCACUUCCUCUAAUUUAACAGCACCUCACAAACUAAAAGCCGGAGCCCGGCCGAUAAACAAUCAGUCAGUAUGAGCCUUUCACAGAUGUUCAUGUCUGCUGAUGUGAUAACUUUAAUUUUACAGAAUAAACAAUGCAGGAAAUAGGAGCAUUUAACAUUAAUGUUUACAUUAUGUCUUAAUUCAAGUUCUGUAUGUUUGGUUGUAUUUGUGUUUUCCUUUAAUUUAUAGUUAUUUACGAUAACGUUUGUGUUUAAACGAUAAAAUCUCAAACCUUUCUUUACCAUAAGGGUUUAAAAACAACAUCUUAGGAGUCCUCGACAAGUCUUUUAUUUUUUAUUAUAUGUGUGUUUUUACUUGUUAACAAUCUGUCUGUCUGUCUGAAAGACAAGUUUUGCUCACUUUAUUUCAGUUUUUCACUUUUGUGUGACUGAUGUUGUUGAUUUUCUCUCUCUGUUUAACCUCCACGCAAACUGUGUGGGAGACCUGCCGCCCUCCUGGGAUCUAAUAAGAGCCAAAGAAAGUAAUAUUGACCCUUUGCAUUGUGUGAACUGAACAUACAUUUUUUUUUUUAAUGGUUUUAAGUUAUUUGCUGUAUGCGUGGGUGUGAUGCUGGUUAGUAUAAUGGAGAAUCGCAGCCACUGAAAGGGGGAAAUAUAUGAGAUCUCGAGAAUAAAGUCGUAAUCUUUGGUUAUGUGUGAUGUUAGAGGGGGAACAUCAGACGAUCGGUAAAAUGAGGAAUGUGGAGGAUCUUGUUAAAUUAAACUUUAGUACAAAUAAUGAAAUGAUUCAUCAUCAUAAGUAUCAGGGUUGUGAAGGAUUGUGCAAGAAACUGAGUCUAUUCAGAAGAACCGAGAA
Messenger RNA from Paralichthys olivaceus (Japanese flounder), 2042 nucleotides. Its product is annotated as ras-related protein Rab-38-like. The record is from RefSeq and is a predicted model, not a curated record. Gene Ontology annotation, molecular function: GTPase activity; GTP binding. Gene Ontology annotation, cellular component: phagocytic vesicle; Golgi apparatus; lysosome. Gene Ontology annotation, biological process: phagosome-lysosome fusion; endosome to lysosome transport. NCBI's taxonomy places the organism in Eukaryota, Metazoa, Chordata, Actinopteri, Pleuronectiformes, Paralichthyidae.